GUACUAUUUUGUAUUAUUGUAUUUCUGUGAAAUAAAUAAAAAGUUAUACUGUAAAUUAACAAUUAUUUUUUAUUGUAGCUUUUAGUGUUGACUGUUAAACGUAUUGCCUAGUCCCUCGAUAUUUGACACGGGAUCAUGUUGAAUACUAAUAUCGUUUAAAACUAACAAACUUGCAAUAUUAUUUAUUGAUAGUUCAAUUUUUUUACCUUUUGCCGCCUCCAAUACAUAUUUUCUAAUGGUACAUUUUUUACAUAGUGUACGGCACUAGUUACCAACCAUUUCUCGAGUCGUCAACUCAGAUUAUAAUUAUAAUUGCUCUACCCAUCGAAAAUUAUUUGGGAUUUCAUUGAUGUUUUUCAACUUGGACCCUUUGACAUAUGAACAUUCCAGAACAAAUUGAAAUUGGACUAAAAAAUAUCAUUGAAAAGUUUUUGUUGGUAAAUUCAAAUAUAUUGUUAAUUUGUUUGUACGAUGUCGUAUGCAAACGCUUUAUCAAAAAAUCUGACAAAAACACCCUUUGAGUUUAAAAAUCUACCUGAUGAGAAAAUAUUGUUUGUAAUAGAUUCAUAUGCAUUGUCUAAAAUUGACAUUGAUUUCAGUCCUACUAAUAUAGAUUCAAUGUCUAGUGUGGCAAUAAUUCGAAGAGCAUACAGAUAUUUUGCAUUACAGAAGAAUCGGUUCCAAAAUAACUCUUUUGGUAUUUGUCUGUUAACUCCACACUCAUUUAAUCUAGUUAUGGAUUUUACAUCAAAUAUUAAUGUUGUGAUUGAAAAAUUAUCAUCCAUAUUGAAUCAAAAUGAUAGACCUGAAGAAGUUGCUGCAUAUGAUUUCGGUCCUUUGUUAAAAUAUAUUGGAAAAUUAAGGAAUCUUCACAAAGAUUGUAUAUUUAGAGUUAUCAUGACUUAUAACAGAGAUGACUGUUUACCGAUUAUUGAACCACUAGACAAAAAGACGUUUAAUAUUUUCUGUUCACCAACAUUUUAUUUCGAUACCGUUUAUGUCUGUGAAAAUAAUAUUGAAACAGAUGAGAUGGCUCAAACUAUUUAUGGUAAGUUGGCUCUAUUGUGUAGUACUUGGUCUCAAAAAAUAUGUGUCCAACGUAAACCAAUGGCUAUUUUAAAUGGAAUUACAUCACUGUUGCCUCAUCCCUAUACAAGAGAACUUACCACAAAAUGAUAAUUGUUUUAUUGUUAAAAAUAUUUACAGUUAAAACAUGUAUAUUAUAAGUAAACCAAGCCUGAUUAUUGAGUAUAAAAUGUAUUAUUUAAUUUCUUACAUAUUUUUUUAUCUUUAUGUACUUAUUAUUGUUACCUAAUAAAACUGUUGUAAAGAUGAGAACUCAA
Messenger RNA from Myzus persicae (green peach aphid), 1343 nucleotides. RefSeq lists its product as uncharacterized. Bases 472 to 1176 code for a protein of 234 amino acids. Gene Ontology annotation, cellular component: BRISC complex; BRCA1-A complex; nuclear body. The record is from RefSeq and is a predicted model, not a curated record. Gene Ontology annotation, biological process: double-strand break repair; protein K63-linked deubiquitination; mitotic G2 DNA damage checkpoint signaling. The transcript has 2 exons. Lineage: Eukaryota; Metazoa; Arthropoda; Insecta; Hemiptera; Aphididae.